CGAAGCCGAAUCGCGCGCGGUGCGCCAAAGUCGUGGCCCAAAGUUGUGAUUUGGGAAGCAGUUUGGAAAACGGAUUUUACAGAUUGCAACGAACGAGAAGCUUACGCUCAGUUUGUAGGAAAGCUAGCGCCGGAAGGAAGCAAAAUGUCCGACACGGAGGUCGUUGAACCGAAGAAGGGCCGUGGACGCCCGCCAAACGCGGAAAAGAACAGCGUUGCACCGAAAAAACGUGCUCGCGCCCUUUCACCGAAGGAAUCAAAGUUGGAGGAACGCGGUGAGAAGGACAAGGUGGUCGCAUCGGACGAUGGCGAGGAACCAUCGCCAAAGCGGGGACGUGGACGCCCGAAGGGAAGCACCAAGAAGGUAGCGAAGCCGACCAAGAAAGCUCCCUCAGCACCGGUUGGCCGAGGCCGGGGGCGCGGCAAGAAAAAGCCAAUGAAAGAGGAAUCCUCCGAAGAGGAGGACGACGACGAUGACGAGGACGAGGAGGACGACGAGCCGGAGGAUAGCGAGGGAAACGAGGAAAACUACGGAAACGAUGAGUCCGACUCGUAAAGGUUUCGCACGCUGCCAAUUUUCCCCCAACGUUCGGAGUCGAUCUGUUUCCUAUGGCGCGGCUGGAUGUUCCGGCCGUGUGUGCGAAUGUAACAGUAUUCCAAUUCUCUGAUUCUUAUUUCCGUUCAUAAAACUUUAGACUAAAUAGUACGCCAUACUUCGUCGGUCAAAGGAAGUGAGUCAAAGUGUAAACUAAGAAUCUUUACAUUCCAAUUUUAAACUUUCCGUGAAUGAAA
Molecule: messenger RNA, 791 nt
Organism: Anopheles coustani
Lineage: Eukaryota; Metazoa; Arthropoda; Insecta; Diptera; Culicidae
Product: nucleolin-like
Exons: 3
Coding region: 145-555 (136 amino acids)
Biological process (GO): regulation of DNA-templated transcription
Cellular component (GO): nucleus; chromatin
Molecular function (GO): DNA binding
Source: RefSeq, a predicted model, not a curated record